Molecule: messenger RNA, 2160 nt
Organism: Cuculus canorus (common cuckoo)
Lineage: Eukaryota; Metazoa; Chordata; Aves; Cuculiformes; Cuculidae
Gene: EVI2A
Product: ecotropic viral integration site 2A
Exons: 3
Coding region: 285-1046 (253 amino acids)
Cellular component (GO): membrane
Source: RefSeq, a predicted model, not a curated record
AAGUGUGUCAUCUCGGUGGUUUUAGUUCUCCACUUAAAGACGUAAAAUUUCAGUUACAGAUUUGCUUAAAAAAUACCAGCAGUGUCUAAAUCGACUUCUUUUACCCUAACGGUCAUUUGUGUCCUAAGAGCAAACAAAUGCACAAAGAAAUUUGAUUGUUAAAGGACUAAGUAUCUGAAACACCAAUUUUCUUCUGACUACAUCUUGGCAAGGCGAACUGCAAAGUUAAGAGAUUCAUACACCUCUUGCCGCUCCUCUGUCAUGCAAGGUGACUAAAUAGGAAGAUGAAGACAAAGAGAUGUAGUAAAGCGCACUUCACCUUCCUUGUCAUGAUAAUCUUUUCUUUAUGUUUGCAAACAAGUACAAAUCAUACUGAUUAUCCCAGGUUUAUAAACAAAACCUGGAAUCCCAUCAGCGAAAACCCAAGCAGAAGCCAGAACAUAACAGAAGCCAAUACAAAUUCUCCCCUGACCAUCAAUUUCAGCAGCAAAACAACUACUUUGGAAAUGCAGAUAGCUACCCUGCAACCCUUAGCUUCAAUGAUGGCCCCAAAUUCAACAUUUUCCCCUGCCACAAGUGCUGUUUCUGUCACCGGAGGACCUAGAAAUACCAGCAAACCCAAGAGUACAAUGACAAAAGAAACAUGUGAAGACAAUAAGUCUCUUAUACUGAUUUGCUUCAUUGUAAUAGCAGUACUGGUGCUUAUCUGCACCUUCUUAUUCUUGUCGACAGUCAUAAUCGCAAACAAAAUGUCAUAUCUAAAAAAAACUAUGCAAGGAAAACGUAGGCCCAGAAGCAAUGGGGAUAUUCUGGCGACUAACAGUCUAUGGCCAAGUGCAGCAGGAACAUGGCAGAGGAUGUCUAAGGAGACCGCGGGAGCUGACUUGACAAUGCAAGACUUCAUACUAGGGAGAGACACUGCAAUGCAAAGGAAAAGUGAAGAGGAAACUAAGAAACUCAUGAAAGAAAUGGACAAUGAACAGGGAAAUGAAGAAUCAUCGAAGUCACACAAACCCAUCUUAACCAAUUUUGUAGUUGAGAUUUAAUAAAUAUGCAGGUAAAACUAAGCUUUUACCUUUUAAGGCCAUUAACAAAAGGCAAAAACUUAGCUUUCAAGUAACAACAUGAAUUUUAACACAGGAAAUCUAAAUUAGCAUUUUAAGGUUUUUCCUUUUAUGAGUGGGAAUGCUGCAGAGCAACUUGUAGAUCUAAAAGGGAAUAAGACUGUAUUAACGAGUUUUCUAUAAAUAAGCAAGAGUGGUUCUACUCCUUUGACCAGAAAUCACAGCCACAGGAGCUGAAGGAGAUAAAACAAAAAGAGAGGUCUGCUCAUUCUCAAAGAUCAUGAGGGGAAAAAAAGGGAAGGAUUGCCAGCUCAAUAAAUGUAUAGUACCAGAAGAUGGUACACAGGUACAAACAAGCUGCUUUUUCAAGGAAACCAUAAUUCAAUCCCAACUUAUAUACAACUACAGAAUCAGUCCCUCUCAAAAUGCCCUUUUAGGUUUUUCCAAAAAGAACUAAUUUAACCAGCUUAAUUGCUUUUGAAGCAGACUGAGUUUUGAAUCAUAUUUAUUGUACUUCAACUUUGUGUGCAAAUAUAUUAAGUUUGUAUUUUAUGUUAGACUAUGAGAACUCUUUCAGUUUGUCAUCUCCAAUAAACUACUGACAUGUUAAAAUAACUUACGUGACACUAUUUCUCUAAGUGAAAACAUUACAAAAAAUAUUACACAAGGUAUUUUUGAAUAUUAUAUUUCUGUAGCAUUUGCUGAAGGACAGCAAAAGUCUUCUCUGAAGGAGAGCUGUGAUUUCUUGCAUCAUGGAAACACACUCCACUUUGUCCUAACACAACCAAUUAGGAGAAGCCAAAUAUUUCUUCAAAACCACCACAACUAUUUCCCUUAUUCUCAGAAAGAGCUGAAAUACCCAUAUUUCUGGGAAGAUGUCUGUGUCUGGUCUCACUACUGCAGAGCUUUGUUAUUUUAAGGAAACACAAGAAGCUUCUCCCAGGCUACUUCCCGGGUUAAAGACGACUUUCUGCCCCGUGGUAACAAGUGCUAAAACUGUAGUGACAAAGCUCUAAACAUCCUGUGCAUGAAGAAUCAAGACAUCAGACUGAAACCCCAAUUCACCUUCCAUUACAUCACCUACAUACUUAUCUGA